AUGGUUGGAACGGAGCUUAAAGUCGCGAUUAUAGCGGUCGCUGUGACGUGCUACUUGCGUCCACAAUUACUACUACAAUCUAUAAUGGGUGAGACAUUAGAUGGUGCAGACAUUGACGCUUUUGUGCGUGUAUUCCGUGGUCUUUUGACACUUCUAAGCUAUAGCUUGGCUAGCAUGCGAUUCUCUUGGUUUUGGGUACUUGUUGUUGUGGCAACAUUACAUCUUACGAUGUGGGGACUGCAGUUAGGCGAAGAUUCGGUGUUUGGAAUGAGUAGAGAAGUAGAGAUGACAAUGUUUCAUUUUGGUGGAGUACUUUGCUUUGGAAUUGUCAUGGGGAUCUCUCUUUUUGGAGGCAAACACGAUACAAAGACUCGUUUUCGAAAGAGACUAAUAGCGUUCUACAAGAAGCAUAAUCCAAGUAAACUACAUGAUGUGGACGAUUUGGUGGAAAAAUACGAGUUAAAUGAGGAAUUGUUGUUCCAACGACUACAUCGAAAGUACAAUGCAUUAGCUGCUGGACCAGAUAAUCACUCGGUGAUGAAAAAGAUUGAUGAGAGUGAGUUUCUUUAUGAAGAAGCAGAAGAAGAGAGAGAAGAGUCGGAUGAGGAGAAAGAUAAACUCGAGGCUACUCCACUUCCAACUGAUGAUGAGGAAGAAGAAUUGGCAGAAACAAUGCAUUAUAUGUCCACGUCACAUGGUGCAGGAAAUGGCAGAUAUGAUGAAAAGUUUAAUGUCGUUAAAAAGAAGAAUUGGUCUACUACUACAGUGACAGCUCGUCGUUUGGAAAUUACAAGCUAUGAUGAGCUUGACGGUACGCCUCCUGCAUCACCUCGUACAGCCGAAACAUUAGCUUUCACUCAUCGCCAAUCGUCCACACUGAUCAAAGAUGCAAUUGAAAUAGCACGCCGUGCUCAGCGAGAACGCAUUGAGUGCCGCAUUGCGACUAUUGCUUCGAAAAGUGGAGAUGGUUAUGCUGGACAUUAA
Plasmopara halstedii is the source of this 984-nucleotide messenger RNA. RefSeq lists its product as uncharacterized. Bases 1 to 984 code for a protein of 327 amino acids. The transcript is spliced from 2 exons. The record is from RefSeq and is a predicted model, not a curated record. Lineage: Eukaryota; Oomycota; Peronosporomycetes; Peronosporales; Peronosporaceae.